Messenger RNA from Penicillium verhagenii, 1086 nucleotides. Its product is annotated as NAD(P)-dependent alcohol dehydrogenase. Lineage: Eukaryota; Fungi; Ascomycota; Eurotiomycetes; Eurotiales; Aspergillaceae. Gene Ontology annotation, molecular function: oxidoreductase activity. The record is from RefSeq and is a predicted model, not a curated record. Gene Ontology annotation, cellular component: mitochondrion. Bases 1 to 1086 code for a protein of 361 amino acids. The transcript has 3 exons.
AUGACCUCCGAAAUCCUCCCAAAAAUGCGAGCCUGGUCCUACCAAACCCGGGGCCCCAUAUCCACCGUCCUACACCACACAGACAACUUCCCCACACCAAACCCCUCAACGCUCCCCCCAAAUGAAGUCCUAAUCAAAGUAGCCUACAGCGGCCUCACCCCCAGCGCCAGCGCAAUGAUCCCCAUGCUCCCAACAUGGAUCUACAAAGACGGCACCGCCAUCCCCGAGCUGGAAUUCUCCGGCACAAUCGCCGCGCUGGGAAGUAAGGUGCUUGCGUCUCGACCAGAGCUCCAGCUCGGUACUCCCGUUUUCGGAGUCACGUCCAUCCCCGUCAUGUUAAGGCGUGGUCUCGGUACGUUGGCUGAGUAUUGCCCUUGUCCGGCGGAGCGGCUGAGCGUUGUGCCCGCCGGCAUGGACCUGGAACAUGCGGCGGCGCUGGGCGGGAAUGGAGUCACGGCUGUGCAGGUUGUUGAUGCUGCCAUGCUUAAGAAGGGGCAGAAGGUCUUCGUUAAUGGGGGGAGUGGGGGCACGGGAUCAAUGAUUGUCCAGGUUGCGAGGGAGAGAGUUGGGGAGAACGGGGUUGUUGUUUCGAGUUGUUCAGAGGCGAACGUUGACUUGGUUAAAUCGCUAGGGGCUGAUGAGGUUAUUGACUACCGGCGACAUGAUCCGCUGCAUGAAUACCUAUCCAGCGAGCAUUCCGAGACUCGUUUCGAUGCUAUCAUAGACACGAUAGGUAUUCAAGAGCUUUAUACCAGUUCUCCUCGCUACCUGCGCGAGGGAGGCCGGUUUGUUAAUAUCGGUGCUAUGCAGGUUCAGUCGGCUACUGGGAGUUUGCUGAGCUUUGCCUGGGCGAUGUUUUUGAAUUUGCUUUGGCCGGCUUGGUUGGGCGGUACGCCUCGGUCCUAUACGAUGAUCAGUGGGACGCCUGGGGUGGAGGUCAUGAUUCGGCUGAAGAAGUUGGUCCAAGAUGGAGUUUUGACGCCUGUUAUUGACUCGACGUGGGAGAUGGCAGAUGCAAUGAAGGCAUACGAAAGGCUUCAUUCCCAGCGAGCAAAAGGCAAGGUAAUUGUCAAGAUUAAUAAGUAG